This is a messenger RNA of Aspergillus candidus, 4929 nucleotides long. RefSeq lists its product as uncharacterized. The coding region runs from base 1 to 4929 and encodes 1642 amino acids. Gene Ontology annotation, cellular component: mitochondrial inner membrane. Gene Ontology annotation, biological process: carboxylic acid metabolic process; mitochondrial respiratory chain complex III assembly. Lineage: Eukaryota; Fungi; Ascomycota; Eurotiomycetes; Eurotiales; Aspergillaceae. Gene Ontology annotation, molecular function: pyridoxal phosphate binding; RNA binding; carbon-carbon lyase activity. The transcript is spliced from 4 exons. The record is from RefSeq and is a predicted model, not a curated record.
AUGGGAGCUGCGAUUCUGGAAAAUGGUGACCUUGUGCAAUGGGGGAAGGGCUAUUCGGAAACGGAGUUCAAGCCCGCCAAGACUCUGACUGGCAAGAACCUGAUAUCCGUGUGCAUGUCCAACGACCGAAUCCUGACGCUGUCGUCUGACGGGAACGUAUACUCCCUGCCGAUGGCGAAGGAAGAUCAGUUGGGCGGGAGGAAAUUGAAAGAAGGCUCCUGGGUGCCUUACUGGUCUGGCACCGCAGAGGUUAGCUAUCGUCUGCUGAAGCCAAGCCUGGGGCUGGGCGAAAAGGUCACCGCCAUCAGUGGCGGACUGGAACAUGCCCUUCUAAUGACCAGCUCUGGCCGAGUCUUCUCUGUUGCUUCUUCUACAGAACACUACCCGUCUUUCGGACAAUUGGGGGUUCCUGGGCUGGCAUGGGCGACGCGGCCCAAGGGUCCCGUGGAUUCCUGUCAUGAGGUCAAGGGCUUUGCCGGGUCCAAGAUUGUCCAAAUCGCAACUGGAGACUACCACUCCCUGGCCUUGAGCAAGGAUGGCAGUGUUUACUCUUUCGGCGAUAACUCAUUUGGGCAGCUAGGGUUCGCAUUUGACGCUGCCCUCCCGUUCCACGACACCCCGACCGCAAUUCCCGUCAAGAAACUUUAUCGUGGCAACACUUGGUUCCCCAAAGUGACCAGCAUUGCGGCUGGGGGAGCUAACAGCUUCUUCACGGUGGAUGCCAAACGUAUCGUCGGCCCGGGUGAAAACCCAUCCGCAAUCCGCGACUUGGACCGCAUCACCGCUGAUACCUGGACUUGUGGGAGGGGGAUUUGGGGUGCUCUCGGGACUGGAAAGUGGACGCAUAUUCAGGACGUGCCUGCCAAGAUCCAAGCGUUGAGCGGGUUGUUCGAGUACGACGAGCGUGCUAAAAAACUGACCCCAAUCCGGUUGCGUGAAAUAUCCGUUGGCACAACGCACGUGUCUGCCAUCAUGGACAACAGUGCCCAUUUGGAAAGAUCGUCCACCGCCUCUUUGGAAAGUUCCAAGGACUGGGGCUUUGAUGUCCUCUGGUGGGGAGGGAACGAACACUUCCAGCUCGGAACCGGCAAGAGGACCAACAUGUCCAAGCCGACGUAUAUCAACGCCCCGCUGGAGACAGGAGGGGAACACCCCAAGCAGGAGGCGCGACUUCAGAUCAUGCCCCGUCACAAGGGCAAAGUUGGCAAGCGGACAGUGAGCAUGGAGCAGCGGGUUGAGUGUGGCAGACACAAAAGAGGUCGGCGUGCGGCCGAGAAAGCCAACAAAGACACCUUGAAGCGCAAGCACGACGACGCGCCCGAGCACUCCCCAAAGCGACAGAAGCCCGAAUCAACGGACGAUGAGAUCACCGGCGGCGCGGACUACAUACCACUGGGAGAGGAGAUGCAAGUCGAUGGAGAUGGAGAAGGACACGAUCAGAUGCAGGGCGGCGACAUGCCGUUCUACGGCCUUCUGGACACCGAGGAGCAGGAGUACUUUUCGCGCGCGAACGAGAUGCUCGAGCUGGACCAGUUCGGUGACACCGAGGAACGGCGGUUAUUUAUCGACAGCGUCUACAGGGAGGCUAAUGGCAAGGAGCUGAAGAUUGCGUGCAGUCAGUCGUGCUCGAGACUGAUGGAGAAGUUGAUCGCUGCGUCGGACAUGCGCCAGAUCCGGAGGCUGUUCAAUAAGUUCAUCGGCCACUUCUUGCACCUGGUGCAGCAUCGAUUCGCCAGCCACUGCUGCGAAGCGCUCUUUGUGAGCGCGGCGCCGGGGGUAAUGGAUAAGCCUUCGAAGGCGAAGGCUCGUCGCGAUGAGGAGGAGGAUGAGGAAGACCCGGAGCCGGAGCUAUCGCUCGCAGAGAUGUUCAUGAAGGUCGUGGAGGAAUUGGAGGGGAACUGGGGCUAUCUCUUGACCGAACGAUUCGCGUCCCACACGAUCCGGGUUCUCCUUCUCGUUCUCGGGGGCGAACCGGUUGAUGUAACGAGCAACGACUCGGUCGUCGCCAGUCGCAAGAAAGAGCGGGUGGGCGCCAAGAUGGAAUCCCGGGAAGAAAACGUCGUGGCAGAGAAGAGAAGCGUGCCGGAUACCUUCGUGAAGACCUUGAAGAAGAUCAUCAAGGAUAUUAUAACUGUGCUGGACGAUACAUAUCUGAGAGCGCUGGCGACCCAUCCGGUUGGAAACCCGGUUUUGCAGGUGCUGGUGUCUCUGGAGAUUUUACACUUUGGCAAGUCUGCCACCAAGGAUCCGAAUUCGAUCAUCCGGAAGUUGAUCCCCGAUGAGGAGUUCAGUGAGGGCAGUGAAGGCACGAGCUUCAUUCGCGGCCUGCUCUACGAUCCGGUCGGGUCUCGCCUCGUGGAAACCAUUGUGCGAUGCGUACACGGGAAGCUCUUCAAAAGCUUUUAUAGAAACUUCUUCCACGAUCAGAUCGCCUCACUCGCGCGCAACAUUACAGCUGGAUAUGUUGUCCUCCGGGUCCUGGAACGACUUGGUAAAGAUGAUCUCAAGGAAGCGGUGGAACGACUGUCCCCUCAAAUCCCGAGUCUGAUUGAACGGGGCCGGCUAGUUGUGCCCAAGGUAUUGAUUGAACGGUGUCUGGUUCGUGGAAUCGAUACAAACACCCUCGCUCGGGCUUUUGAAACGGCCUACGACAAGGACCCGGCCCGCCGACUGAACCAAAUCCUUCGACGGGAGAACACUUCCAGCGAUGCCGCAAAUCAGCCAAACGCAGAGUUCAAGGAGUCGGGGGCUGAUCAAGGCCAAGCACCUACUGCCGCCGAGAGGCUCCACGGCUCGCUUCUUGCACAGACAAUGUUGACCGCUCGCGGCCCUCUCAGCGGGCUGAUCCACUCGAGUCUGCUCGCGCAAUCAUCCGAGUCGCUCCUCGAGCUAGCCAAGGAUCCUACGGCGUCUCGCGUCCUCCAACAAGCAAUGACCCUACCCACCUCCACGCCGCAGUUCCGUCGCCAAUUUACAACCCGCUUCCAAGGCCAUCUCGUGGACCUGGCACUCGACAGCAGCGGCUCACACGUGGUCGAUGCGCUGUGGCCGGCCACGAAUGACAUCUACUUUGUCAAGGAGCGCAUGGCGCAAGAACUCUCUCAGCAGGAGAUGACGCUCCGGGACUCGUUCGUGGGUCGCGCUGUAUGGAAGAACUGGUCGAUGGAUCUCUACAAGCGGCGACGCAGUGAAUGGGGCGCGAAGGCGAAAGGUAUCGACCGUGGCGACGGCACUGGAGAACGGCCCAAGCAUCUUCUCAAUGCAGUCGAGGACCUCCUGAUCCCUUUCAUCCGCGCCGCAGAUGAAGAGCCCCUCAGUCAAAAACACCUUCAAAAUGGUACCAAUGGCACCAAUGGCACAAAUGGCACCAACGGCACCCAUUCCGAACCAACCACUUCACUCGUCGAUUAUCGCAAACCAGAAGAACUGCAGAAACUACUCCAACUAGAGUUUCCGGAAGAGGGAACAGGCCAGGACGGACUGAUCGGAGCCCUCCAGAAAGUCCUCCGCUACUCCGUCAACACCUGGCACCAGGGCUUCCUCGACAAGCUGUAUGCGUCGACGAACGCCCCCGGUGUCGCCUCGGAGCUGAUCCUCGCGGCCCUCAACACCAAUGUGCACGUCUAUCAAGUGUCGCCGGCGUUGUCGAUCAUCGAGAAAUACACUGGGAAGCAGUUAGCAGCGCUGUUCGGGCUUCAAGGCCCUCGCGCAGGCGGAAUCUCGGUCCAGGGCGGCUCCGCAUCCAACACGACGUCGAUUGUCAUCGCGCGCAACAACCUCUUCCCGGACACCAAGAAGGACGGAAAUGGCGGAUACCGCUUUGUGCUCUUCACAAGCGCUCACGGCCACUACAGCAUUGAGAAGGCGGCGCAAAUGCUCGGGCUCGGAAGCAGUGCCGUCUGGGCGGUUCCCGUCGACAGACAAGGCCGGAUGAUCGCUUCGGAACUAGAGUCGCUCGUCCAGAAGGCGCUGAGCGAAAAUCGCACGCCUUUCUACGUCAACGCCACCGCCGGAACGACCGUCAUGGGGUCCUUCGAUCCCUUCGACGACAUCGCCGCCAUCUGCAAGAAAUAUAACCUCUGGCUCCACGUCGACGGCUCCUGGGGCGGCUCCUUCGCCUUCUCGGAGCGCCAGCGCGGCAAGCUCGCCGGCACGGAAAAGGCAGACAGUAUCGCUAUCAACCCGCACAAGAUGAUCGGUGUCCCGGUGACAUGUUCGUUCCUCCUAGCCGCCGACCUCCGUCGGUUCCACCAGGCGAACACCCUCCCCGCCGGGUACCUCUUCCACAACGACGACGAUGACGAAGGCACCAACGCACCAGAGUCCGAAAUCGCCGUCGACUCCCCCGAAGUGUGGGACCUGGCGGACCUCACUCUCCAAUGCGGCCGACGCGCCGACUCCCUCAAACUUUUCCUCGGCUGGACCUACUACGGCACGGCCGGCUACGCCCAGCAAAUCGACACAGCCUGCGCAGUCGCGGCCCACCUCGCGACGCUCGUCGAACAAAACCCGAACUUCAUCCUCGUCAGCGAGAACCCGCCGCCGUGCCUGCAAGUGUGCUUCUACUACGCGCCAGGCCGGCAAAUGGUCCAUCCGCGCGGGGUAGUCUCCAACGAGACGGCGCGCGGCAAGGCGAACAGCAAGGUGACGGAGCGGAUCACGCACGCUAUCGUGAGUAGGGGCUUCAUGGUGGAUUUUGCGCCCCCGUCGGGCGGCGAGGAUCCCGAUGCUGCUGGGAAUGGGAAGUUUUUCCGGUGUGUGGCUAAUGUGCAGACGAAGAUGGAGACUGUUGAGGCGCUUGUUAGGGCUAUUGAGGAGGUUGGGCCUGGGGUUGUGCAGGAUUUGAAUCAGGCGCAGGGGAGUGGCCUGAACGGUUGGAAGAGGCCUGGGGAAAGGGGCCACGGACCUGUUGUUCAUCAUCGGGUCUGA